Suricata suricatta (meerkat) is the source of this 7959-nucleotide messenger RNA. It is a transcript of the gene CMTM4, whose product is annotated as CKLF like MARVEL transmembrane domain containing 4. Gene Ontology annotation, cellular component: membrane. The transcript is spliced from 4 exons. Bases 1 to 627 code for a protein of 208 amino acids. The record is from RefSeq and is a predicted model, not a curated record. NCBI's taxonomy places the organism in Eukaryota, Metazoa, Chordata, Mammalia, Carnivora, Herpestidae.
AUGCGGAGCGGCGAGGAGCUGGACGGCUUCGAGGGCGAGGCCUCGAGCACCUCCAUGAUUUCGGGCGCCAGCAGCCCGUACCAGCCCACCACCGAGCCGGUGAGCCAGCGCCGCGGGCUGGCCGGCCUGCGCUGCGACCCCGAAUACCUGCGCGGAGCGCUCGGCUGCCUCAAGGUCGCCCAAGUGAUUUUGGCCCUGAUUGCAUUCAUCUGCAUAGAGACCAUCAUGGAAUGCUCCCCUUGUGAAGGCCUCUACUUCUUUGAAUUUGUAAGCUGUAGUGCAUUUGUGGUCACUGGAGUCUUGCUGAUUCUGUUCAGUCUGAACCUUCACAUGAGGAUCCCCCAGAUCAACUGGAACCUGACAGAUUUGGUCAACACUGGACUCAGCACUUUCUUUUUCUUUAUUGCUUCGAUUGUGCUGGCUGCUUUAAACCACAAAACCGGAGCAGAAAUUGCUGCCGUGAUAUUUGGCUUCUUGGCAACCGCGGUAUAUGCGGUGAACACAUUCCUGGCAGUGCAGAAGUGGAGAGUCAGCAUCCACCAGCAGAGUGCCAGUGACUACAUCCGAGCCCGCACGGAGUCCAGAGAUGUGGACGGUCGCCCUGAGAUCCAGCGCCUGGACACAUGAGCACCUGCCAGACCCUCCUCCCUCUGGUCCUCAUGCCCAUCCUUCCAAACCAAUUUUCUUUCCCUCGUCACGUCAGAUUUUCCCAUGAUUAAGUUGAAUUUUGUCCUCUUUGGUAAAAGUUCAUUCUGGGAAAGGGUUUUCGGUGCCCCCGUUGGCGGGUGUAUGAAGCAGGGAGCGUGCGAGGCGGGCGGCAGAGGCCUGCAGAUGGGUCCAGCAUUCAGUGGCUGUGGUUGCCUCCGACCUUCCCGGCUGCCAUGUCUGCUCUAAGUCUUCGCUAGACGUAGAGCACAGCCCCUGAGCACAGGCUUCGUAUCUGACUCUGCGCCACCCUGUCAUGUUUUUGUGACAACUCAAGACUUUGGAUUCAUGGGGGCUGGUAGGAGGGAGAAAAAGUCAGGAAUGAAGGUGCAGGGUUGGAACAGUUGGCAGCGAUCGUUCUGCAGCCCCCUCGUGAGCUCCAGGUCAUCGGUUAGUCUUGCCGCCCGGACCCUCCCCUGCUCCUUGUCUUCCACUCCUGGGGCGUGACACGCCCAGCACAGGCCCAGAAAGUCACGCGUGACGCUGAGGGUCUUGGUGAUGGAGGCGCUGGUGGAGCUCUUUGCCCGGCCCAGACUUUAUGGGGGUGGGGGAAGCUGCUGCCCUCUAGGGGCAGCUCGGUGGGACUGCUGACACGCGGGAAGGUCACCUUUCAUUUCCCACGCUGCUGAGAAAUCACUGAUUCGAUUGUUCCUGAAGUACGUCACCUCCCUGAAUCCCAGAUUCUCCUCCAGGAAUGUGGGGACCAUCUGGUUUUCCAGUUUCAUACCCACCCUUACUACUUGGAGGCUGAAUUGCAGGCUUCCUGCAAUUUUGCCUUCUCAGGUAAAAGCCACAAAGACCCCACAAACAACAACAACAAAACAAAAAAAAAACAUUCCACCAGCCAGAAUGCCGGUGCAUUUGCUGGCUUCAUGGACCAUAGGUGGGGACACUCUGUUGUAGGGAUGUGUGCAUAUUUUCAAAUUAGUGGACAGUUCUAAAGUGAUUCUGAGUAGGUUUGUCUAGGAUUUGAAAAUACUUGAAUUUCCAGCACGACAUACCCUUUCACUGGUGUUUCAGAAGGCAUGAGUUGUAGCUUUUGUGCCUCGGGGUCAUGACUAUGAAUAUCGAUCUUGGAAGGUAAGUGGGAAAAGUUCUAGUUAUGUAAGGCUUUGGAUGGAUUCUUGAUAAAGUGAAGAUGACUGUGAUGAAUGUGUUACAUGAGCCCCUAUGAGGCUGUAGGGUUUUUUUGGUUUCUUUUGUUUUUUUUUCUUGUCGGGAAACUAUAAUUGUAUCUUUCAUGGAAAAAUUGCCGUAACUUGUUGGGUUUUCACUCUUUGAACUGUUUUUGAAUGUUUACAAACCUCCUUGUCCCUCUAAUAUUCUGUGUUUGGCUGUCACCAGGGAGAAACCCACACUGCCCAGGAUAGAUAUGUGGGUGGGGGUUUGCAGCCCGUGGAGGGUCCCCGGGAUCUUGUCUAGUAGCGACUGACUGCAGCUGUUGCUGUGCGCCGUGUGAGGGGGGAGAGAACCCCAGUGUAUGUUCGGAGCUGGGGAGCAGAGCAGGCGCGAGAAGGUGUCAUCUGUGACACCUCAUGGGAGAGCAGCGUGUCAUUUCCCAGUGCAGGGACCACUGCUAGGCAGCCGGUUCCGCAGGAAACGGUACCCUUCUAUGUCUGCAGGGUCAGGGCUAGGGGUGAGCCCCCUGAACCCGCCGUCCGGGACUAGCCGAAUUCUGCUGCAGUUCUUUGUCUUCGUCAGGGGCAGUGGGCUGUUGGUGCGGACCCCACUGGCCUGAUGGUCACGCACCUUCCCCGCUCCCACGCAUGUUGUAAGGCGGCACCAGUCAUGCCUCACAAACUUUGAACUUCUUAUGUGUAGUGACUCCUGAGAUGAUGACAUCUGGGUUUUAUCUGUUCCUGUUUAUGUAUUUAUUUUGCAUUUGUCAAGUGUGUCUGCAUAGUCCGAAACAGGCUUCUCUCCCUCCCUCUGAGAGUUCCACUUAGAAACGGGGCCCCAAAGACUCAGCCUCACAUUCAGCGGGGCCCACCUGGAAGGACCACCCUGAGCUUUAUCAGGAAUCUGCUGGGAAUCAUGUUACUUGGCCUCAAUAAAAAGCCGCCUUUGAAGUGAGAUUGAGGAAAAGAAUACCACUCAGGCAGGAUUGUUGCGGAGUCUUCCCAUGUCACUGCAAUAAAACCGGUUUAUCGUUCGGCCAAAGGGCCUGCUGGGCUCCUGAGGAUGUGCUGAAAGCUGCACAUGGUUGAAGCCCAUCGCAGUUGUAAAUGCUUAGAGGCGAUAAAAAGUGACAACCCCUUAUGCCACGAGGGACAUAGGAGUCACUUUGCAUCUUAGUGUUAGAAUCUUUGGAAUUAUUUAUGUCCCUGUAACUAUUUAAUAUCCUUUGUGCCGUGAGGCUCCCCCAUGGUUUCUGUAAAUAUAUUUCUUUAUAUUUAAUUAGCACCCACUACAGCCAGAAGCAGCCAGGCCGUUCUCUCCUUGGUGCAGUGCAGAGCCACACCCCUGCUCCCACAGCGGAGUACAGGGGCAGUGGAGAGGAGAGCGUGGUUGUCUAGGGCGAGUGUGACAACACUUGUUUUUCUUAUGUGGCUUCUGUGUGCAAACACGACAAUCUAGAUUUAGGGGUUCCCUAGCAGGACUUUUUUUCUUUUUGCCAAAUUGAAGGAAGCCUGUUGUGCAUUUAAUAGUUCCAGUAUGGGCCACAUCCAUCUAGUCUGGGGCAUUUUAGGGCCGAGGCAAUCUUAGUGUUUCUCAGUUUUCUGGUAGGAUGAUGCUCGCUUUCGUAGUUUGUGCCAAGCUUGGUGGGAACUGCAGUCGCCGUGUACAUGGGACUGUGCGCCUGGAGACUGUGUGGUGGGAACCAGCCAGCCUUCACUGGGACCCUGGUGGUUUCAGACGGAUGCACACACUGACGUCUUCAGAGACAGUUGAUCUUGGCACUGAUUUUGGUUGAUGUGGUAUUUUCUGCCUCAGGUUCUCCCGUGUGUGUCUCUCAUGUGGCUGAAGGCGCAGAGGGAGGGAGAGGUCUUUCCCUUUCAUACAGAAAGGUUACGGUCACGGAGGCCGAAAGACGCUCAGUUGGCCCCGUAUAACGCCAAGGAAGGACAAAGGUAGUCAGUCACAGAUCAAAACCUCUGAGGACAAGUUUGAUUUAAAGCAUUUUAUUUUAGAUUUUUACUCUGUGCAGAAGCCCUCGUCCCAGAGAGAUUACCUUUGCCCACAAAAAGGAAGGAUGUAGUGGCCUGUUCAGUCCCAGCGCCUUGCCUUCCAGCCUGGCCCCCGAGGACCCUAGCCGCCUCUGAGGGCUUGGCUUUCAGGGGCAGACCACACCCCUGCCCUCAGGGCACCACGCUGCCCUGGCAGGAGGCUCAUGCCCACCAGCAGGCCUGAAGUGUAUUGGAUGUGCUAGAUGGCCAGAGCUUUCGACUCCACUGAAGACAUGUCUCCUCUUUUAAAAAGUUUGCCACUUCAGCCGCCUUUCUUUGAUGCUCUUUUAGUGAUUCGGACUUGGGUUAAGCCACAGGGGGUCCUUGAGGCGGAGAAGCACUGACUUGUCUGCACACACGUAUGAAUUCAUGCUCGCAACGACGAGCCUGGAAUGAGGCCUCCGUGUGUUAUGUCCCGUGUACGGUCCAAGCUCACCUCGUCGUGCAGACACUCAUGAGCUGUUUGGGAAGAAACUCCUCGACCCUCCAUGGGUUUAAUAGGUGGCCCACGUUCUCAUCUCUGGCUGUGCAAGAUUUUCUGUGGGUUUUCAGAACAGCCCUAACCUAAACAGUGUGUGAAGGUGACAUGUGACCAAUUUAGUGAUUGUGGAAGGCAGUGGCCACCGUUGUGCCAUUCGCGUUCAAAACCAGGCAGCCAGGAAGUCCUCCUGCCAUUCCCUGAUUGUCAUUUUCUCCAUAUCUUGUUUAUAGGAAAAUAAGGACAUUAAACAGGUAAAGGCAAAAAGCACUUUCUAGGCUGAAGGCUACCGUUAGUUGAUUCUCUCUAGGAAAAUAAAGUUGUUCUCUGCCCCAGGGACUGUCAUUAGCUUUUGAGGUCCCCAGAUAUCUUUUUUGGUUCCAGGGAAACUGCAGAACCCAGGGCUUCUGUCUCCCUCAAAUCUUUCUUACCUUAUCAGUACCCACUCCAGGACCAGCUGGGCAACAGACCUGAGAGGUGGAGCAGGGGCAAGGAUGGGAGGUGAGAGGAGGGAGGGCCCAACACACACAGACUGCGUGCCUCCGGGGGACCGAUCCUCACAGUGCAGGUGGUCACCGGCCCAGCCAUUGUGAAAAAAUGUACUUGGUUAACUACCUUCCUUUCCUUUUGUCUUUGGAAAAAUGAGGUCUUAGGUUCGCAUUCAGCGGUAUUCAGGUUGUAUUCAGCAAAGCUGUAUCUUGGGACCAGUAUGCCUUGGAGCUCUGGGUGGGCUCUUGAGAUGUGGACAGGGGACUCAGAUUCUGGUUCAGGUCCACCUUAGAGAGGAUGCAGACUUGACACAGUCUGCCUUGAGCUUUGUCACCUUUCCUGGCUUUUUAUAAAACCUUGUGUUUCCUCCCUUCUCAGCAGAUAUUGUUGAGAUCAUGAGAACUGUCUGGUUGAAAGGUUAUUUGAAAUAUUUGACCCUGUCCAUUGCUUUUCCUUAGAAACUGUCCCUGAUAGAAAAUACCCUCAAUUUUUGUUAGAAGAAUUUUCUUCUGAAAAUGAAUGUUCCUUUUGACUUUCCUUCAUACCAGUAAAUGGCAUUUAUACACUCGUAGGCUUGAAACAGAAGAAUGGGCUGAUGUGUUUUUCCUUCUUUGGUCUGGAUUAUUUUCCUAUUUGAGUGUAAUUUCUGCACCUUGGGGAUUCUUUUUCCCUUUCUGUUUUUUCUUAUUCCAUAUAUGUAACAGUAAAGAAAAGAGUUGCCUACAAGCCCACUGAGUUUGAAGCCACAGUGCCGUGCCUAGAAUAAAGUUUAGAUUAUGGAUCCUUGAAUAGUGUACCUUGUUUCUAGAGUCAAGUUUGUUGUUCGCAUUUUCAUGCCAAGACUUUAAUUGAGGUGACUUGCCUGUCUAGACACCUUAGAGUUGCCGGUUUUCUUUGGGAUGCAUUGUACGCAAAGGCCACUAAGGGGGUUAAAAGCCUGGACCCUAGUGAGCUGUCAGAACUUUGAUGGUUCGAAUUUCAAGAAGGAACGUGUCUCAAAUGACCUUAAUCAGCUUUGUUGAUGGGAUUAGGGCGAGGCCCAAAGUUUCUUUUCAUAACUGUGUCUCAGACCAGAGAAGGUAUGACACGCUUGAUUCCGGUACUGUUUUGUAUGGGACUCAGCCUGAAACUGUCAAAUCGGGAGUCGUCUUUGGAGAACACUGCUAAACCCCAGUAGGAAGCACUUCCUGUUACUAGGAAAUGAGGGUGGUGUGGGGACCCUGUUGGUGCCCGUAUCAGACAGGGCCAGGUCUGAUGCCUGCCUCCCUCAGUGGGCCAUUUUGCUUUCCUGCCUUUCCCGGAACUGAUUUUGUGAGUUUCCCUUUCUGCAGAAGUGAGGAAGGCAGAUAAUCAGGGCUUCAAGGGAGAAUUGGCUGGUCCAAGGGCUGGGGGAAGGCUGGCUCCCAGGGAAGGCCAAGGGCACAAGUCCCAGACGGACCCCCAAGCUGGCCUAGCCCCGCACAGGGGCUGACUGCUUCCAGCUCUUUCACUCCGUAACCCAAUUAAAAAUGAGUUUUCAAAUCCUGCCUCAUGAUGAAACUGACAGAUGUGGAUAAAACCAAUGCUUGUAAUAACUUGAUUUUGAUGUGGUUCCUUCCGAGAGAAUGUAGGGAACGAAACUAUUUGUAAAUAUUGACAUUCGUAGGGGUUCAGGAACCGGUGGCAAAAACCACUUUUAACUAUUUAUUACAGGUAUGACUAUUUUAUCCCCCGAAGUAGAUAAUUCUGUCUUUGUGUAUUUUAAGACAAAUAAUAAUCACUUCACCUUCAGUGCCUUCUGUGUGUCAGUCACAUAAACACUUGUCAAUCAUGGAACUGAAAAAAAGAUGUACAUUUAGUUAAACCAGAUGACACUAUUUUUGUAGCAUGAUGUUAGAUUGUGUCCUUUUGAUAUUGCUUUUAGCAAUGAUAGUUUUGAGGUUUAGCCAUUAUCCCUUUAAGCUUUGUUAUGUAUUUAAAAAAAAAACCAACAAACAGCACCCACCUUGGCUAUUCCUGUCUCCUCUCUGCUGCUUUCUCCCCAAUAGCUUGUUUCUGCUUAUUUCAACAGUCUGAGAGUAAGCGUAUAUUUCUGUGAAAUAAUUAUUAAUCAGUGUAACUGCAAUUUGGCAUUUUGAAACCACUUGUUCAGUUCGGGAGAGCCGCCGCUCCCCUCAGAGACUGAGGAACGUGGUUCUGUCAAAAGGAAAAGCGUAGAAUGCCCGCGGCGCGCUGACUUUCCCCUCUUUGGGUCUGAAACAGUGAGGGUCCCCAUUGCUGGCGGGAUGGUGAAGCAGAGGGUGUCCUCCAGGACCAGCUCAGGCCCCUCCAGCUGGGGAGAGACAGGCUGCCCAGGGGGCCUCUGCUGGCUUUGGUUUGUAGACUCCCCGGGGUGGGCUCAGUGGCCCUUUCAGGUUUUGCGCCUGGUCAAAACAGGACUCCCUGCUGCGAGGAGCCUGAUGACAUAGUGGUCCGCCCCCGCCCCACCCCAUGCAGGAGGAGUUCUGCCUGGUGAAGAAAAUUCUUUGAGUCAACUAGCUGAGCCACUGCAAAAUGAAGGAAUGGAUUGACUCAAACAAAUUGUAGCUUCUUUUUUGUCCUUUUGCGGGGCCAGAAGAUGUAAUUAGUUUAACAAAGGAAGUGAAAUUAGAUGGCUAAUAACUCCAAUAUGAUUAUUCAUUGGUAUCUGGCCUGGUGGCACUUUUGGGGGGCAAUGUUAACUUAGUAACAAUUACAAUUUGCCUCUUAAAGUAACAGUUUAGAUGCAGUUGUGGGGCAUUCUGAGGGGCUGCCCAUCUGGCAAACAUUGGUUUAUGCUGUUGGUGGGUUUCCUGGCUUCUCAAACCCUGGCUUGUGGGUUUGACUCCAUCCACUUGGAGUGGUGUUGGGGCCCCAAAGCCUUUGCUCCUGUGGGUCUGUCCCUGACAGCAGGCAGAGCCUCACAUUGCCCUCAAUUUUGCCCCUUUAUUUCUUUUGAAGGCCCUAUUUUUCAUGGUACUUGUCCUGAUUGUUUUCAUAGUGUUCAAAUCUGUAUUUUUGUAUGUAGAGGGAAAUAAUUUUCUCAGCACUAAUCGCUAAUAAAUAUUGUAUUAAAUUGUCAUGAAGGAGUUCUUGUUUAAUAAAUGGACAUGUAAAAAUGGC